Paramormyrops kingsleyae is the source of this 1647-nucleotide messenger RNA. NCBI's taxonomy places the organism in Eukaryota, Metazoa, Chordata, Actinopteri, Osteoglossiformes, Mormyridae. The record is from RefSeq and is a predicted model, not a curated record.
AUGAUCUUCUUGAACAACUCAAGCCACAUCAGUGAUGUAUAUGUAGAAAUACAGUACUGCUAUGACUCUGUGAGCGGAUCAUGCAAGAAGAAUGUCCAGCCUUUAAGUCUUCAGUUUUCCAUGUUUGCUUUCAUGGCCUUUGCUAUACUGGUCACAAUAACUGGGAAUCUUCUGGUCAUAACAUCUAUAGCGCAUUUUAAACAGCUGCACACCACCACAAACUGCCUCAUUCUCUCACUGGCAGUUUGCGACUUCUUUUUGGGGGCCUUCGUCAUGCCGUGCAGUGCGGUGCGGUCGGUCUACGGCUGCUGGUACCUGGGAGACUUUGUAUGCAAGGUCCACUCCAGCAUGGACAUCAUGCUCAGCACCACCUCCACCUUCCAUCUCUCCUUCAUCUCUGUAGACCGCUACCUUGCUGUCUGCACCCCACUUUUGUACCGCUCCAUAGUCAACUCUGUCACUGCUCUGCUGAUGAUCAUAACCAGCUGGGUCUUCCCAGCCAUCUUCGCCUAUGGGAUGAUCUUCUCAAACCUCAACCUGAAAGGCAGUGAGCACUACUUUGAGACACAGGUGCAGUGUGUCGGAGGAUGCACGAUGAUCUUAAGUCCAGCAUCAGCUGCAUUCUCUACUAUUUUUGCAUUUUUUAUUCCUGGCCUCAUCAUGUUGAGCAUUUACCUCAAGAUCUACGUCGUAGCAAGACGUCAGGCCAGAUCAAUUAAAGAUCUGACACAGCAGAUUAAGGUGGAGGGAAAGAAGGCAAAAACCUUGGCAGUGGUGGUUGCAGUUUUCCUCAUCUGCUUUACACCUUUUUUCCUCUGCAGUAUUUUGGACCCCUUCAUUGGCUAUUCCAUCCCACCCACACUGACUGAUGCCCUGGUUUGGUUUGGUUAUAUGAACUCGUGCUUCAAUCCUUUCAUUUAUGCUUUUUUUUACUCUUGGUUCAGGAAAGCUUUGAGUAUAAUUCUUAGUGGCAAAAUCUUUUACAGAGAUUCUUUAUGUGACUUCUUGAUGGGGGCCUUUGUCAUGCCGUGCAGUGCGAUGCGGUCGGUCUAUGGCUGCUGGUACCUGGGAGACUUUGUGUGCAAGAUCCACACCAGCACAGACGUCAUGCUCAGCACCUCCUCCAUCUUCCACCUCUCAUUCAUCUCUGUAGACCGUUACCUUGCUGUCUGCACCCCACUUUUGUACCUCUCCAUAGUCAACUCUGUCACUGCUCUACUGAUGAUCAUAACCAGCUGGGUCUUCCCAGCCAUCUUCGCCUAUGGGAUGAUCUUCCCAAACCUCAACCUGAAAGGCAGUGAGCACUUCUUUGAGACACAGGUCACUGAUGCCUCAUCGAAAAAGUCCAAAAUGAAGACGGAGCGAGAACCUGACAUGCCUCCACAGAAGAUGCGCCGUGGUACCGGGAAGCCCUGUCCGCGCCAGACUGCAAAAGACGGCACUGUGUGGGUAGAGGAGGACAUUGGAAGCGGAACGCCCAGUGCAUCAGCACAUCGCUUGUGCUUCACUGCGCGCACUGGACCCACAGAGUCUGCUAAGUGUGGUGUAGAUGUGUUGGACCAAAUGACUCGCAUGUAUUCAGUACGAGAACCAACACAGAGGUGGCCAGUAGCCGUAUUUUACAACAUGCUGGACCUGGUGCGGUGA